Angiostrongylus costaricensis is the source of this 3090-nucleotide messenger RNA. Lineage: Eukaryota; Metazoa; Nematoda; Chromadorea; Rhabditida; Metastrongylidae. The record is from the annotation of a GenBank genome assembly.
GAUUUUGGUUCAUCCAAUGCUGUAUUUAUAGGCCUAGUCGCUCCCAAAGACUACACCUCGUCGACGUCUUUGGGAAAGAUGCUCACAACUUCCCAACUUCCAGUGGCCUCCUAUUCAAGCAAAGCAGCAACAGCGUUGAUUGAAAUGGGAGUGGAGAACAUCAUCGCUACGACGCCAACGAUUGAAGUCUAUGUUGAAGUACUAGUCAGGUAUUCGAACAAGCCUUCAGCAUUUAUUCAUGUUCUAAACGAUCCAUCUGUCUAUAAAAUGGAUAAACUCUGGAUUUCAUUGCCGACUGAUGGACGGGCCUUGUACGACGACCAGCGGUCCAAUCUUCUCCAUCCAGAAGCUCAAAUUCAGGUCAUCACACUCCAACCGCAACUCAUGGAACUGCCAGACUUCCGUGACUACUUUCUUCGAGUGCUCAGAAACAACUACCAGAAAUUCCAACUAUUCACUUCAUAUGUGCAGCAGGUGUAUAACUGUAGUGACACGAACUGCGACGUUGACAAGCAGUACAUGCGACAACGACAUCGGCCAUCGAUGUCGAUAGAAGCAGUGAUUCGAAUGACGUACGCCUUUGCAGCCGUCGGCCGCAAAAUCGCCAGUGAUUCCGAAAGCGAGGAAACGUGCAUUCAUCCAACACCAGAGUGCACCGCUAUCAUCAUCCGCGAGCUCUUAGCUUUGGACUACGAAUUCGGGACCGAAGACCCCCCAGAAUUCGUUGGAGAGCGACUAAGCUUCUACAGAGGUUGCGGAAAUGUGCUGCUGGCAUCUGGCAUGACCGUGAAGGCGGUCGAGUUCUUUAACUCUGACGGAGAACUCACUGCCCAUCAGAUGAUGACCUAUACGACGGGACAUCAACCCACCAUAAUCUCAUCAGCGGUCCGAGCAAAAAAUCAACAUAAGCGGUCGAUAUGUAGCCCUUAUAGAUCAUUCUGCGGACAAUGCCAGAAUGUACAGUGGGUAAAUGAAGAGGCAAUCGACUUACAGCGGUACUUCCUAUCGAUCCCUCGUCACUAUCCGAUGUAUUUCGUUGGACUGUUCGAUUUCCAUAGCGGACCUUCCUGCCAAUCGACUGCCACUACCGACAUCAGUCUGCCAAUGGCAUUCAUUUACACAGUGUCGACCAUUAAACAGCGUUUUGCCGACAUGCUGUUGUUAAAAAAUUUUGAUUUCGGGGUGCUAUUUGUGGAUUCGUGUUCUUCAGCCAAACGGACCGUAGAGACUGCCGUUAUGACUGAGACGCAGUGCUUCAGCUUUAGCCAAGCCGAUCGCAAUAUCACAAUCGUUCCCGGCUCGGCGCUCGGAUAUGUGUCAGCAUUAAAUGGGAAUUCUCAGGAAGCGCUCAAGGGCUAUUUUUCCUCUGGGGAUUCUGUAGCUGCACUUUUGACUACAAGUUUGGAUUCCGUUUCUCGUCACGAAUAUUCAACUAUUCCUAGUGCUAGAAACCAGGCUCUAGCCUUAUUGAAAUUUUUAAACAGAAUGCGAUGGCAAUUUGUAACGGUGGCACUCAGCGAAGAGGAUGCUGAGUCUCUGGUGACGUUUCGACAUUUCGAACGUUUGGCAUUGGAACGUGGUAUCUGCUUGGCCGAGGUGUUGAACAUCCGCGGUGUUCGCGCCGACAACUUACCCAUCAGUACUACCACCAACGUCACCAUUGUUUUCUCCACUGCAAGGGAAGCCUCUGCCUAUUUGUCACUAACGCUUCGCUCACCUCGUAAAGUGAUUCACGUAAUGAUGGGCGAUGCUCAUGAUUGGUACCUGCAUGAUACGGAAAACAAGAAACGCUUUCAAGGGAUCGUUUCCAUUCAACCUAAAAGACCGACAAAAGUCGUGAAGAACUUCAGGUAUGUAACCUUUAAGGAUGUACUACAUGAAGAUUUCCGUGAAUGGGCCAGUACAACGACACCGUUGACGCUACCGGAGAGUUGGUUCUGGUCCUACGUGGAGGAUCGCUGGCAGUGCGCAUUAACACAAAAGAGUAAAUUGACUUAUGGAAAGAUGUGUACUGGCGACGAACAGGUCGAUCUGAACAACUUGGGUCGAAUGACCAAAGCUGGCUAUCUCUCCAGAGGAGUAGAGCGAUUCCUGCUUAUAGUGGACUCUGUCUACAAGAAACUCUGCCCUGCACAGGCAGGCUUAUGCUCGGACUUUUAUGAGGACGGACGUCGUAUGAUAAUGAGGCAAAUAGAGAAAACCAGUGUGGAGGACGACGUUGAUAUCUACGAAUUUUUACGUAUUGGAAACGGGGCAUUUUCUUCAGAUCAAUAUACAUACCGUACGAUCGGGAACUGGUCGAUGAAUGGCGGACUGCAUUUGCACGUGCUUUUUCAUAGCUUCUUCAACGAACCAGUAGAGUCUACGUGUAAGCCACCGAUGUGCAAGUGCUUCAUCGAUGGAGACCUUUUCCAGCAACCUCUAGAUUCCUUCCUACUUAAAGCUGAAGACAUUGACGCUGACCGAAGUACGGGUUCGUACGUGAAGAAGCAGCCUGCAUUCGAAACUGAAAAAGUGGCAUAUGGAUCGGUGAUACUGGUGAAGAUGUACCUUCGUGUUGUGAAGGGCAAUCAGUCGCUUGGCAUAUCGUUGCUCAUCGGCAUCAUCAACCUUUUCGUUACUGCAUAUUUCUUCAUUUUUGAUGCCACCGACUUGGUGUGCCGACUUAGACUGGCGAUGCAUGGAUUCGGAUAUUCGCUGUGUUUUGGCGUAAUGAUAGCGAAGGCCACACAGCUGAGGAAUGCCGAGACCCUCGGCUUUGGCAGCUCUGUGCAUAUUUCGUUCUGGAACUACUGGUUGCUGUUGUUCUUCAUCAUUGGUGUCCAAAUAGCUCUCAACACCAGGUGGAUGACCGAGCCAUUCAUGUCCACACUCGCGGUGUCCGACUCGCGGACGGAGAUGGUGUGCACGAUGGGUAGAGAGGAGUUCGUGCUCGCAAACAUCUACGUCGUCAUCCUGCUCUUCCUCACUCUCUUCAUAAACAGCAUUAAUCGAAACAUUAAGAGAAACUACAAGGUGACUAAGAGCAGUUCUUUUAUGCUAUUUUACGGUUUACCAUUUAGCGAUGAACGUUUUCUAUUCAUGCAAUAG